AUGGCAUCUCUUCAUCCCAUCCUUGCCAUCCUUGCCAUCCCAGAGCUCAUCGAGCUUAUCCUCCUCAACCUGGACACGCGUACUCUCCUAACCUCAGCACAAAGAGUAUGCCACCAGUGGCACAAAAUAAUCGCCAACUCGAAGCCUCUUCAACAGGCUCUCUUUUUCGAACCCACCGAAGAAGAACACGACAAACCAAACCAAAAGAGAAUACGAAACCCUUUCAUCGAGAAGAUCUGGCCGCAACUCUUUACCCAGUUAGGAGCCUUCAACCAAAAGAAGGAUGAAGGGAACAAAUAUCUGCGCGAGAGCGCCAGCUGGCGGCGUAUGCUCAUUCAACAGCCGCCAACAUCGAAAAUCACCGUUGUCAACCCGGUGAACUCAUCCAAGUUCAUCAAGGAGAAGGCGAAACACUAUGGAGAGGUGUGCUACGGCGCUCAUCUCCGUAUGCACGUCUUGUAUGAUCUCUUCAAGAAGGAUGUGAUCAAUUUUUGCCAUGAAGCGUGGACACUUUCCUCCGACGACCCAAGGUUCCACAUGACGAUGAUGGGCAACUAUUACAAGAUUGUCAUUUGGCAAGCACUGCAGAAGUGCGCUAUUGUCGUGUUUACACCCCAUGCCCAGGACAUUCUUAACCCUGCGCAGUAUGUUCGCAAGUUUGAGCGCUGCUAUUAUGCCGAGCCCGAGUUAAUACAGUGGUUUAAUGAAUAUAGGGCCAGUUACGAAUGGAAUGAGAAGUAUGGAAUUUGUAUUGAGAAUGUCUAG
Aspergillus wentii DTO 134E9 is the source of this 765-nucleotide messenger RNA. RefSeq lists its product as uncharacterized. NCBI's taxonomy places the organism in Eukaryota, Fungi, Ascomycota, Eurotiomycetes, Eurotiales, Aspergillaceae. The coding region runs from base 1 to 765 and encodes 254 amino acids. The record is from RefSeq and is a predicted model, not a curated record. Gene Ontology annotation, molecular function: protein binding. The transcript has a single exon.